Molecule: messenger RNA, 1719 nt
Organism: Oreochromis niloticus (Nile tilapia)
Lineage: Eukaryota; Metazoa; Chordata; Actinopteri; Cichliformes; Cichlidae
Exons: 3
Coding region: 25-1719 (564 amino acids)
Source: RefSeq, a predicted model, not a curated record
CAGAGCUGGAGCAGUGUUAGCGUCAUGGAUUCACAGCAGCCAUUGACUGAAGGUUUGAGACGUUCCAGUCGUGAUAGUCGACCUCCUGCCCACCUGCAGCAGUAUGACGUUCAGUAUCCUGGAAGUAGAAGAGCUACAUGUGAGACAGAGAGUCAAACCGAAUGCCAACACAGUGACAAAGACACACAUGGGCUGCAGGAUCCUGUCGGAGAAUCAGAAAGUCAACCAGAGAAACGUCCUGCCCCUUUACCUACCAACCAAGAUGAGGUUAUGAGGGAACUCCUGACGACGAUGAGGGAGAUUAGGCAAUUUAUGUUUCAAUCAUCUCCUUCCCAUUCUCGUAGCUCCAGAUCUUCAAUUCGCACUGUCUCAUCUGAUGGAAUCAAAUCUUCUGUAUGCAGUUUACGAGCUAGUUCUCAAACACAUCAACAACAUGAGCAGUUCCCAGUGAUUGAUACAGCAACCUGUCAAUCACCCUUUCAGCCCCCACAGAUUAGCCGUCAGUCUGGUUUAGUUCCGGCUGCCAGCCCUCCUUUACCUAAUUCAACAAUAUUAGAUGCUGCAGUCCCUUCAAGUGGUUUGCCUAGACCAGUCCUUGCUACACAAGAUGAAACUCCCUUUGAUUUCCUGGCCUUAUCACGGCAGGAUCCCCACCAGAUCUCAUGUGUUCAACCUGCUGUUUCUUUAGCUGAAGACCCUGUUCAACCUCUCAUUUGCAUAUCUGACCACAAUCAUCACCCUUCUCUAGAGCAACAACCAGCUACAUCCAAUGCCUUACAUGAACAGAAACCUUUGGUACCUGUUACUGCUAGGUCGGGUCACUCCUCUAGCACGAGAACACAUGUAUAUAAACUUGAAGGUCCUUCGUUUCCAGACCUUAGUAGAGAAGACGAAAUGCAAUACAGGAUGUUACGGAUGGCCCUUACAAACCUUCUUGAUCCUCAUGAGACAGAGCACUUCAAAUAUCAUGUCCUUCUUGAUCACCUCAAAGUAGACCAAGCUAAACGAUUAGCUCUUGCCUUUUCCUACGCUCCUGACCCAUACACUCAAGCCAUCAAAGCCCUUGAUGAGCGUUAUGGGCAACCAAGACAGCUGGCAUUGAAAGAGCUAAAGAAUAUACUGGAACUGCCUCCUAUCAGAGCAGGUGAUGGUCAGAGUCUUGAUAACUUUGCUCUUCGUGUACAGGCCUUAGUUGGUUUGCUUAGCACUAUGGGAGAUCAAGGACGUGCAGAACUAGAUUGUGGCUCCCAUGUUGAUCGCUUGUUAGCGAAGUUGCCUGCAGAGCAUUUCAGUCGCUUCAAACGGCACGUUUACAGGGAACAGGGAGAAAUGACGUAUACCUUGCCUUUGUUCUCAUCCUGGUUGCAAAUGGAGUGCAAGUGUCAACCAAGAAAGGACAAUGCUGUUUCAUCCUUCAACCAGCCACGACCUGCCCCCACCUCCUACUCUACCAUCAGCAGUACCUACGUCAUCACCGGCAGUGCCGCUAUCACCAGUUCCACUGCCUGUGGCUGCCAUUCCGCCAGUGGUCAGGGCGCUGCCUGCUCCUGCAUCACCUGGUCCUACCUCCAAGUCCCGUACAAUGCCCCCAGCGCCUGCAAAACUGCCCGACGGUCUGCAGGUCUGGGCCUGCAGCUGCAUCCCACGUGGCUGGUCGCCACCGCUGGCUACAUGGUCGGCCCCGAACAGUCUGGCCUGCAUUGUCAACCUCCAGGUUGA